Molecule: messenger RNA, 864 nt
Organism: Eimeria acervulina
Lineage: Eukaryota; Apicomplexa; Conoidasida; Eucoccidiorida; Eimeriidae
Exons: 2
Coding region: 1-864 (287 amino acids)
Source: RefSeq, a predicted model, not a curated record
AUGAGCGGCCUUAAGGCUAAGUCUGCUGCUGCAGCAGCAGCUGCAGCAGCAGCAACAGCAGCAGCAGCAGCAGCACCUGCAGCAGCAGCAACACCUGCUGCAGGAGCAGAAUCUGCUGCAGUAGCAGAACCUUGUGCAGCAGCUUCUAAAGAAGAAGCUCUUGGGGCCCCUGGGGCCCCUGUUUGUACGUUUGCUGCUUUAUUAACUAAUUCUUUAUUUUCAAGAGACGUAACAGCGAGAGACAUUCAGUCUUUUUGGGUGCUGCUGAGCAAACAAAGAAGAAAAGAAAAGCCCCAAGCUGCAUGCAGCAGCUUCUUAGGUGGAGGAGGCAUUCAAGCCCCGAAGACUUCGGAAGCAGCAGAAGACAUCAGCAGCAGCAGCGCUGCUGCUGCAGCAGCAGCAGCUGCUGCUGCUGCUAAAGCAACCACAACAUCUAAUGCAGCAGGCUCUAAGGGUUCAGGGGGGACAGAGAAGAAGAAGAAAAAGGCUGAAAAGGAGACAAAAGAAAGCAAAUUAAACGCAAGAAAAGCAAUACAGAGCAGCACAAGAGCUACACUCAGCAGCAGCUACUCGCAGCAAAACCCAAACGCAUGCAGCAGCAACACAGACACCUCCAACCCCCCUACCCCUACCCCGACCCCUACCCCCAGCAGCAGCAGCAGCAGCAGCGAUGAGCCUCUUGCUGCGCUGCAGUCUAUCUUGGGGGUGGCAGCAAACACUCGAGGGCUGCAUGCUACAUUAGAAAUAUCUCUCCUGCUGCUUGCUUUCUGCAGGCAGCAGUUUAUCAAACCUACUGUUGCUGCAUGUCUUCUUAACUUCACUGCGCGCUGCAUUUGUCAGUCGCACAAUAAAAAAGGAAAUUGA